GUCUAUUAGAGGUCAGAGUGAGUCCCUCUAAUAGCAACUGCAGCAGCACAGGGCCUUCAGAUAACUGCACCUCUCCGCCUCUGGACACAGUCUACAACUUUCUUUAGACACACACUGUGGAAUUGGUCAGAGAAAAGCCACAAUGCAGACUCAGGAAGUCCUGAGACAGCUGCGGAUUCCCGAGCUGGAUGAACUCCGGCAGUAUGUCCGGAGUGUACCGACCAACGCGCUCAUGGGCAUGGGUGCCUUCGCCGCCAUAACCACAUACUGGUUUGCCACAAGGCCGAAAGCCCUGAAACCACCAUGUGACCUCGGACUGCAGUCAGUGGAAAUGCCAGGGGGAGAACGAGCAAGGAGGUCAGUGCUUAACGACAGCAGUGAGCAGAUGACGCACUACUACAGUGAUGCAUGCACGAUAUAUGAGGUGUUUCAACGAGGGCUCAGAGUAUCAAAUGAUGGACCUUGUUUAGGGUCAAGGAAGCCAAACCAGCCGUAUGAGUGGCAGUCUUAUAGAGAGGUGGCAGACAGAGCGGAGCACAUCGGUUCUGCUCUCCUCCACAGAGGACACUCUCACACAGGAGACAAAUACAUCGGUAUUUUCUCACAAAACAGACCAGAGUGGACCAUAUCAGAGCUGGCCUGUUACACGUACUCCUUGGUGGCGGUCCCACUGUACGACACUCUCGGCACAGAGGCCAUUGGCUAUGUUAUCGACAAAGCUUCCAUCUCUACCAUUAUCUGCGAUGUCCCUGAUAAAGCAAGGAUGGUUCUGGACUGCAUCAGUGGAAAAGGACAAACAGUAAAGACAAUUGUGCUCAUAGAGGCGUUUGACAGCAACCUGGUGACUCGUGGAAAGGAGAAUGGGAUUGAGAUUUUAAGUCUGAAAGAGUUUGAGGCCUUGGGGGAAGCAAAUCGCCAGAAACCACUGCCCCCUAAACCAGACGACCUCGCACUUGUUUGCUUCACAUCAGGAACCACAGGAAAUCCAAAAGGUGCAAUGCUUACUCACGGAAAUGUAAUCUCCAACACUGCAGCUUUCAUUAAAAUAACAGAGGGCACACUGAAGCCCAGCAGUAAAGAUGUGCUCAUCUCCUACCUCCCUUUGGCCCACAUGUUUGAGAGGGUGGUGGAGGGUGUCAUCCUCAUCCAUGGGGCUCGAAUCGGCUAUUUCCAAGGGGAUAUUCGCCUUCUGAUGGAUGACCUGAAAACACUGCAGCCGACAGUCUUUCCUGUGGUCCCACGUCUCCUCAACCGAAUGUUUGAUAAGGUGUUCAGCCAAGCUAAUACACCGCUGAAGAAAUGGCUGCUUGAUUUUGCCUUCAGGAGGAAGGAGGCUGACCUUAAAAAUGGUGUGGUGAGAAAAGACAGUAUGUGGGAUAAACUCAUCUUCAAAAAAGUACAGGCUAGUUUGGGCGGUCGUGUCAGACUCAUGAUUACAGGAGCAGCUCCAGUUUCUCCAACCAUCCUGACGUUUCUACGAGCUGCACUGGGCUGUCAGUUUUAUGAGGGCUACGGUCAGACUGAAUGUACAGCUGGAUGCUCUAUGUCAAUGCCUGGGGACUGGACAGCAGGCCAUGUUGGUCCUCCUCUGCCCUGUAAUGCUAUUAAACUGGUGGACGUGGCAGAAAUGAAUUAUUUUGCUGCCAAUGGAGAGGGAGAGAUAUGUGUCAAAGGACCAAAUGUUUUCAAGGGAUAUCUGAAGGAUCCAGAGAAAACAGCAGAAGCGAUAGAUGAUGAUGGAUGGCUGCACACAGGAGACAUUGGGAAAUGGCUUCCUAAUGGCACCUUGAAGAUCACUGACAGAAAGAAGCACAUUUUUAAGCUAGCACAAGGAGAAUACAUCGCCCCAGAGAAAAUAGAAACCAUCUAUAACCUCAGUGACCCAGUGGCUCAGAUAUUUGUUCACGGAGACAGCUUACAGGCGUGCCUGGUUGGGAUCGUGGUACCUGAUCCUGACUUUUUACCUCUGUGGAUCAAGAAGAAAGGGAUUGAAGGAUCUUACUCUGAACUGUGCAAAAACCCGGAUGUGAAAAAUGCCAUUUUGGAGGACCUUCUGAGGCUGGGGAAAGAAGGUGGACUCAAGUCUUUUGAGCAGGUGAGAGAUAUUGCACUACAUCCUGAACUGUUUUCCGUCCAGAACGGCCUGCUGACGCCCACGCUGAAGGCUAAGAGGACUGAGCUUCGGAGCCGCUUCAGAGAGUUAAUUGAUGAACUUUAUGCCAAAAUUAAGAUGUAAGCUGGAAGUGAGGACCGCUGUUUAGAAAGAGACAAUCAUUAAGAGCACACAGCCAGAAUGGAGACACAGGGGCUUUCCUGCUAUUUAUCUGCCAGAGGAUAUAUUUACAAUUUAUGGGAGUAACUUUUCAUUGAAUGAAUAAUGACCCUCAUUAUGUUUGUUCUGUCCCUGAUUCAUCUAGAAAUUGUGCCACUAUAUUUUAUCCAAUAAGGAUUGGCUCAAUGGUUCAGAAUAUGUACAGUGCUGAUAAAAAGUAUUCAUCCCCAGUAUUCAGUAUUCAUCAUGUUUUACACUUUUAUUCAUUUUAUAGACCAAUCAUGGCCAGUAUAUAAUUUUAUUACAAAAACUCUUAAAUGUCAGAAGGAAAACAGAUUUCUACAAAGGUAUCUCAAUUAAAUAAAAUAUCAAAUGUAAAACAAGUGACUGUAAAUAUUUACCCCCUAUAAGUCAGUAUUUAGUAGAAGCACCUAUGUGGACAGGUCUUAAUCAGGCCUUCACAUCUGGACACUGUAACUUUCACCAUUCUUCUUUGCAACUGCUCAAGCUCUGUCAGGCUGCAUGGUGAUCAGGCCUUUUUUAAGUCAAUCCACAAAUUCUCUAUUGGAUUGAGGUCUGGGCUUUCACUCAGCCACUCCAGAAGAUUCACCCUGUUGUCUUUAAACCAUUUCUGUGUAGCUUUCUUGCUAUGCUCCAGGUCAUUGUCUUGCUGGAA
Cheilinus undulatus (humphead wrasse) is the source of this 2948-nucleotide messenger RNA. RefSeq names its product acyl-CoA synthetase long chain family member 1a (gene acsl1a). NCBI's taxonomy places the organism in Eukaryota, Metazoa, Chordata, Actinopteri, Labriformes, Labridae. The transcript has 21 exons. Gene Ontology annotation, molecular function: arachidonate-CoA ligase activity. The coding region runs from base 143 to 2236 and encodes 697 amino acids. The record is from RefSeq and is a predicted model, not a curated record. Gene Ontology annotation, cellular component: endoplasmic reticulum; membrane. Gene Ontology annotation, biological process: long-chain fatty acid metabolic process; long-chain fatty-acyl-CoA biosynthetic process; very long-chain fatty acid metabolic process.